Messenger RNA from Botrytis deweyae, 882 nucleotides. RefSeq lists its product as uncharacterized. Bases 1 to 882 code for a protein of 293 amino acids. The transcript has 2 exons. NCBI's taxonomy places the organism in Eukaryota, Fungi, Ascomycota, Leotiomycetes, Helotiales, Sclerotiniaceae. The record is from RefSeq and is a predicted model, not a curated record.
AUGUCCAACUUAGAUUUCGAUAUAGAUUAUUAUCUGAAUCGUAUUAUUCCUUCCCCUAGACUUUACAUACUCCCAACGCCAAUCUCCUGGUUCCUUGGGUAUCGAAGUAAGCCGAGGUCUCGAACUGGUAGUCUAGUUGUUUGGUUUUGGGCUUUCAUUGGCGCUUUCUGCGGCAUUGCGGUUAUCGAAAAUAUAUUUCGACUUCCAUAUUUCAAAGAACGUGGCACCCCAUUGGUCAUCGCAAGUUUUGGCGCUGCCGCAAUUUUAGAAUAUAAUACAAUUGAUUCUCCUCUCGCCCAGCCACGAAAUGCAAUACUGGGUCAACUACUCGCCUCCAUCAUCGGCGUCGGCAUAACAAAACUGUUCGAACAUAGUGCAGAAUUUGAGAAUCUACGAUGGUUGGCUGGUGCUCUUUCAGUCGGUGUAGCUUCUGCUGUGAUGGGCUUGACCAACACGAUUCAUCCACCGGCUGGAGCCACUGCUUUGUUAGCUGCUACGUCACCUGAGAUCACGGAGAUAGGAUGGUAUCUAAUACCUUUGGUCCUAUUAGGGAGCGUGCUUCUGGUUGCUAUCGCUUGUGUCGUGAAUAACAUACAGAGAACUUUCCCCAUAUACUGGUGGACGCCGCAUUUGCUGAGCAGUCGGUCUGAAGAAGAUAUCGAGAAGAUUUCAGAAAGUGCUAGUGGAGUGGAGCAGUCAGCCGAAAUUCAACACAUUUCCGAAGAAGGAACAAUCAAGAUUGACAAGCAUCACAUUAUUAUACCUAGCUGGUUACCAUUGGAGUACGAAGAGAGAGCGAUGUUGGAGGCGAUGCAGACCAGGCUACAGCAGGGGUUACAAAGCUCAAGGACAUCAGGAAGUGACCGGACCUUAGUUAGAUGA